Molecule: messenger RNA, 1590 nt
Organism: Brassicogethes aeneus
Lineage: Eukaryota; Metazoa; Arthropoda; Insecta; Coleoptera; Nitidulidae
Source: the annotation of a GenBank genome assembly
AUUUAACGUUAUUUCUAAUAUUUAUGUUAGUAUUAGAAUCAAAAUGUGCAAACAUACUAUUUUUUGCCUCAGCGCCAAGCUACAGCCACCAGAGCAUGUACCAACCAGUUUGGAAGGAAUUGUCUCUAAGAGGACACAAGGUAGUAGCCAUAACCCCUAACCCAUUACGAGAUUCAACGUUGACGAACCUUACAGAAAUCGAUAUGAGUUCGAUGUACGAAACAAUUAAGAAAUUAGUUCCGAAACAAGGGUUACAGAAGUUGCUUGAGAAACCCAGUUUUUUCAUGGUAUUUCGUAAAGAUCCCAUAAUGACUUACCUUUUCAGUAAGUACUCUGAAUUGUUUUUCCAACAUGAAAAUAUGCAGAAAUUUUUAAAAGAAGAUAGACAAUUUGACGUUGUUGUUGAAGAAUGGAUUUAUCCAACCUUUGCAGCAUUGGGGGCAAAAUAUAAUGCCCCCUUAAUAGGAAUUUCAUCUUUAGGUGCCCCGAUCCCGGCCCUGGACACCGUAGGUAACCCAUCCCACCCUGUGUACGCCCCUGACCACAAUCUACCCGUGGGUAGAGAUAUGACUUUCCGAGAGAGGCUUAUGUCCGGUCUAUGGGCUGUUUACGUCAGAGUACUUUACCAUUUGGUAGUUUUACCAAGGGAAGAUGCCCUGGCUAGAAAAUAUUUAGGAGAUGAUCUCCCGUAUCUAGGAGAUAUCGAAAGAAACGUUAGUCUAAUAUUAUUAAACAGAAAUCCGGUGUUCCACAGGGUUAUGCCUAUGGUGCCUACUGUGAUUGAGUUAGGUUAUAUGAACCGUAGUCAAACAAAAAAAGAAAUGGACCCUGAGCUAAAAUCGUUUAUGGAUAACUCAAAAAGAGGUGUUAUUUACUUUAGUUUGGGUUCGAGUAUUCCACCUUCAUCAAUGGCGAAACCAAUUUUAAACGCCAUCAUUAAUACAUUUGUUAAUAUACCUUACGAUGUGGUGUUUAAAUGGGACGCUGCAGAGUUUGAAAGACCCAAACAUAUUCUUCUCAGAAAAUGGGUACCACAGUCCACUUUACUCGCACAUCCAAAUUUGAAGCUUUUUAUUACACAAGGAGGUUUACAAUCCAGCGACGAAGCAAUUAUUAAUCAUGUGCCAAUUAUCGGAAUACCUUUCCAAUCUGAUCAACACUCAAAUGUAGAUACGCUAGAAAAAUACGGCAUGGGAAAAAUGUUAGAUUAUGAAGACAUUACAGAAGAGAGAUUGACUAAACUCAUUCAUGAAAUAACCUCUAAUAAAAGUUACAAAGAAAAUGCCGUAAAACUUUUCAAACUUUAUAUAGACCAUCCAAAGGGCGCUGUAGAGAAAGCCGUAUGGUGGAUUGAGUAUGUCAUAAGGAAUAAAGGAGCCACCCAUCUUAGAUCUGCAUCCAUGGACAUACCAUGGUAUCAAUAUCUUAUGCUUGAUGUAAUAGGGUUUCUUAUUAUGGUAUUUGCAGCCAUUAUUUUAAUAAAUAUAGUUCUAAUAAAAUUAAUAAUUAAAUUUGCCCUAAUAGUUUUUAGGCGUUAUAAGAAUAUUAAGAAUAAAAAGAAUAAUUAAAUUAUUUAAAUAUAAACUGUUC